AUGGCUUUUGCCAGCUAUGCUGCCAUGUUCAGAUUACUGGUUUUGGUGCUGGUUCUAGCACUCACCGUAAGGAGCUCACCCCAUAGGAGGGUGGUUCCUCCUCAACCCAACAAGAACGGUGGCACUGUGAGAUUUAGUGAAGAUUGCCUGGACCAAAAGGAACUCAAAUUCCCCACGACGGUGAAAGUUGACGUCCGUAUCAGCAAUUCAGAUCAUGCCUUUAGGAUGGUCCAUGAUGUCAGGAACCGGUCUCUUGCUCCUUGGGAUUACAGGCUCGAUGAAGACCCCAACCGCUUCCCCCAGGUGAUUGCUGACGCCAAGUGCCGCCUGUCCGGCUGCGUGAACCCACUGGGGCAGGAGGACCACAGCCUCAACUCCGUCCCCAUCCAACAGGAGAUCCUUGUGCUGCGGCGAGAGCUGCAGGGCUGCCUGCCCACCUACCGCCUGGAGAAGAAACUCAUCACCGUGGGCUGCACGUGUGCUGCUCCCGUCAUCCACCAUCAGUCCUAGGAGGGAUUAGCAGGAGAAAAAAAACUUUGGGAAGAAGAAAUGUCUCCUGUGAACAUCCCUUUGGAGAAAUCCUGAAGUCGCCCACCUUGCAUCCCGGGAUUUCAAUACGACACUUCUUUCCAAAUCUGAGCAGAUUAAAAGUACUGAUUCUUGCUGUUAAUUCAUGGAUUUUAGAAUGGGAAUCACCAGUUGCUAGUGAUGAAAGGGAGAGAAGGGAACGGAGGAAAAGUUUUAUUUGUGUCUAUGAGCAGGGAGGGAGUAAAGCAGUGCUUUUUUACUUUUCCUUUUUCCCUUAAUUGUAGCUUAAAUCAAUUUGAUAACUCAAAUGAAUUAAAGUUUCAAAAGUUGUUCUUGGCAGCAAAUUGCCCUAAUGUAUACAUGCCAAACUGCACUGCCACAAAAGAUUCCUCCUCCUGCACCUUCUCCCUCCCUUCCUCAUCCCAGAGCCCCUUUCCUUUCCCUGCUCACUCACAUAUUUCUAGUGUAAAUCUGACCUAAGUGUCACUAGGCCUGAUUCUAAUUAGAGUCCAGGCUUGUGUCACUGCUGCUCCAUGGGGAGCAGUGGCUGUAUUACUGCAGGACAUUUUGGGACAUGAUUGAGUCCACUUGCAUUUAGUGUUAAAAUGGUGAAGAAUUAAUAUUAGUGUUUAUAUUUCUAAUUACGUUUUCUAUUUA
Messenger RNA from Columba livia (rock pigeon), 1185 nucleotides. Its product is annotated as interleukin-17F. Bases 1 to 510 code for a protein of 169 amino acids. Gene Ontology annotation, molecular function: cytokine activity. The record is from RefSeq and is a predicted model, not a curated record. Gene Ontology annotation, biological process: inflammatory response. The transcript is spliced from 3 exons. Lineage: Eukaryota; Metazoa; Chordata; Aves; Columbiformes; Columbidae. Gene Ontology annotation, cellular component: extracellular region.